UCCUCUCCGCUUUCUGCCCACUUGGCUCAGAGGACGCGUGCGUGUACUUUGUGGUUCGCCGUGUCUCUGUGGCGCAGGACGGGACGGUCACCAAACCUUCAGGGACGAGCUUUUUCCCGUCUCAUAGCCUUCUCUGUCAGACAGAAACCUGUUCAGAACCGGGACCUUUACAAGCUACUAUAAACAGUCAUUUCCUCCACUUCCAUCAAAGACAGUGCCCCAGGAGUCCGGCUUUACUUCUCUCACUGAUGCCGGCUGAACAGGCUGUUCUGUGAGCGCUAAUUAAUUUGGGAAUAUUAGGCGCCGUACUUGUAUUGAUUUGACAUCGGACACAAGUCGGAUCAAGAAGAUGGGGAUCCAAGUGUAGUGCUGUCAGGAAUGCCCCAGACUGUGUGCUCAGGCACCAUGUUUACCACUCCCAGUGGCUUCAGCCCUCAUCUGGCCUGUGCUGAGCCUGGGGAGGAGGAGGAGGAGGCCCCACAGGAAGGCCCGGGGCCUGGGGCUUGUCUGGUUGAUGGGCCCCCGAUCACCUCUGCCUCCCUGGACACCCUGAUCCAUAACCUGGUGCCCACUGCUGAUUACUACCCUGAGAAAGCCUAUGUAUUUACCUUCUUGCUGAGCGCUCGUCUGUUCAUCCCUCCUCCGGAGCUGCUGGCCAGGGUGUGUGAACUGUGCAUCAAACAGCAGCAGCUGGAUCAAAGCCCACUGGACACGGCAAAAGUGCGCAAAUUUGGUCCCAAGAUCCUGCAGCUGCUGACAGAAUGGACAGAAACAUUCCCAUCUGACUUCAGGGAUGAGAAGAUGGUCGGACACCUUAAAGACAUCAUCCAUAGGAUAGCCCCAUGUGAUGAGGCAUACUGGAAAACCCUGAACCAGAUGCUACAGAAGCUUAGCCAGAGGCUGGCCCUGAUGAGCCAAGGGGAAGAGAGCAUUGUCAAGGUCUCCCUCAAUGCUUCCUCCAUCUCUGACAAGCUGGCGGCCUUUAAGACCAAGCCUCCGCCCAUCCAGAAGGACAUUCUCUCCAUCUGCAACGACCCCUACACACUGGCACAGCAGCUCACCCACGUGGAGCUGGUACAUUUGAGUCAUAUUGGGCCAGAAGAGUUUGUCCAAGCCUUUGUUCAGAAAGACCCACUAGAUGGGACACAGGAGCCAUGUUUUAGUGACCAGAAGAAGAAGACCUCCAACCUGGAAGCUUAUGUCAGGUGGUUCAACAGAUUGUGCUACCUGGUAGCAACAGAGAUUUGCAUGCCAGCGAAGAAGAAGCAGAGGGCUCAGGUUAUAGAGUUUUUCAUCGAUGUGGCCAGGGAGUGUUUCAACAUUGGAAACUUCAACUCCCUCAUGGCCAUCAUCUCUGGUAUGAAUAUGAGUCCUGUGUCACGACUGAAGAAGACCUGGAGCAAAGCUAAGACUGCCAAAUUCUUCAUUCUUGAGCAUCAGAUGGAUCCUACAGGAAAUUUUUACAACUAUAGGACCGCCCUGAGGGGGGCUGCCCAUCGCUCUCAGACUGCCAACAGCAACAGAGAAAAGAUUGUGAUUCCGUUCUUUAGCCUGCUGAUAAAAGACAUUUAUUUCCUGAAUGAAGGCUGUGCCAAUCGCCUACCCAACGGCCACGUCAACUUUGAGAAAUUUGUGGAAUUGGCCCGGCAGGUUGGAGAAUUCAUGACGUGGAAACAGGUGGAGUGUCCAUUUGAGGAAGAUCAGGCCAUCCUACACUACCUCCACACUGCCCCCAUCUUUAGUGAGGAUGGUCUCUAUCUUGCAUCCUAUGAAAGUGAGAGCCCAGAGAACCAGGUAGAGAAGGACCGAUGGAAAGCGCUCAGGUCUAAUGUCCUGGGCAAGACAUGAAGCUCUGACAACAACUAACCCUCCCACCAACGAGGGAGCGUGUGUUCUCUUUGCACUAAACUGAACUGUGAAGGAACCUGAAGCCGGUACUUAAGUGUUUUUCUAUAAAAAAAAAAUAAAUAAAUGUGUAAGGAAAAACUGGAACAAAAAGAAAAUAAACAAGAAUCACGAUGAACAGGAUUCAUCAAAGAGUGUGAACAGAAUCGGAAAAGUAAAGAAAACAGGAUGGUGGUAUCAGUGAAGAACGGUAUGUUGGAGUGGGACACGGCUUCUCCAUCCCCCUCCCCUUCAUGUGUGUUUACUCUGUGAAGAUGUUUACUAUUUUAGAAAGUACAGUUACAGGGAAAACCACUUUAUAGUAUGAAACUCCUACUGAUGCUGUUUGAUGUAUGGUCUCCUUUUCUCUCUCUUUCUCUUUGACCUCGCAUCCAAAGCCUUGCAGGCGUUAAUUGUAAAGUACUGUAAUGAAACAAAGUGAUGUGAAGGGCGCUGGCUAGCCCUUAUCAGUCGUCAAAUUUCAUAAGUCUACUGAAGGAACGGCAACCGUGUGUGUGUGUAGGAAGACACAUACCUGUGUGUGUAUGUGUGUGUGCGUGCGUGUGCGAGAGAGAUGCAUCUGUUCAUUAUUUUCUCUAACUUAUGUUGCAGUAAUAGAACAUGCUCAUAGUUUUAUCUCUAUUUGUGUUAUUUAUUGUAUUUUAUUUUAGGGAAAGAACUAGGUGAGGAAUAUGAACUGUUUUAAUGUAUUUGCUCUUUUUAUGUAUUGUGCCAUUAAUCCAAGACAACUACAGUAACAGGAUUUAGGUCAGGUGUAGAUUGUGUACAGGUUAUAUUUACCCCUCUUCUUUCUGCUCUUCAGGAAGUUUUCUCUGACUGAUGUUCAGUUGUCUGAUAUAUUUAUGGAGAUUUCUGUGUUGACAGAUGUAAAGUUUUUAUUGUAAUUUUCUUUUACUGAAUAUGAAGUCGAAAGGCAUGCUACGACAGGUGUUUUUAAAUGGGCAUUAAUGCAUCCACCUUGUAAUGACGACUACUGCAACUCAAGCUUUGUAGAGAUGAUGCACUUCUGCGUUUUGUGGAAGGACAAUGGGGACUUUGUGACUUCCGUCUUGCUGUGAAGGUAAGAGGAAAACGUGUGCCAUAUACUGUAAGUCAUUAGUUGUCAUUACAAUUCAGGUUUCUUUGACUUGAAAUGUGUUGUUUAGUUGUCUUGUGAAACUGUCAAGAGUUUAGUUGUGAUUGAGGUAAAGGGGGGGAGCAAAGGGAAAUAUGUAACUAUAAGUUUCUUUAACAUAUUCAGUUUGCUAUUAUUGAUUGAUGUCAGUGUUUUCUCUUAAAUAAGCACAUUUCCCUCUGUGGCAGACCUGACUUUGAGCCUCCCUUGUCAUCAGUAAACUUGCUUUUGCCAUAACUCAUUCCUCAGAUAAGACUAUAGAGAGACAGACGUGAUGUCAAAUCUGCCGUUUCGCGAUGAAGACGUGUUUUAAUAAAACAUUGCUUGUGCUGAUGAACGUGUUCUUAAUGACAAUCACCUACAUACUAUCUGUUCUGCUCUUUAAGUAUUAUCUACCUGCCAAGUUCAUUUUAGAUUUUUCUUUUUUAUGUGUAACAUACAUAGCAGUGUGCAGUUAAAGGAGUGGUGCAUACAGUUUUAGUUGUGGGUAUUGGAGCCAAGCAGACACACCGUUGGCUUUGACAUCGCUGCAGUAUUUGUGACUGGUUCCUAAAAAGCCUUUAUUAAAACUAAACCAUGCCUACUGCU
Molecule: messenger RNA, 3607 nt
Organism: Melanotaenia boesemani (Boeseman's rainbowfish)
Lineage: Eukaryota; Metazoa; Chordata; Actinopteri; Atheriniformes; Melanotaeniidae
Product: ras-GEF domain-containing family member 1C-like
Exons: 14
Coding region: 379-1848 (489 amino acids)
Biological process (GO): positive regulation of GTPase activity; Ras protein signal transduction
Cellular component (GO): plasma membrane
Molecular function (GO): guanyl-nucleotide exchange factor activity
Source: RefSeq, a predicted model, not a curated record